AUGACUGGAAAAAGCACGGCGUUGGUGCAGUCGAUCCGCGCCUCGGCCCUCGACGACUCUCAACGGUCGCUCGAAUUCACCAAUGACGAACAUUCGCUAACGUUUUGGGUUGCACUGCGACAACACUGGCCUGCAGUGACUUGGGGAUUGUUUAUGAAUCUGGCGACUGUGCUCAAGGGUAUUGACGGAGGUAUCGUGCGCAGUAUAGUCGGACUGGACGUCUUCAAGCGGACCUAUGGCUACCAGCAUGAAGGAAAAUACAUUAUUGCCUCCCGGUGGCUGUCAGCCUUCAACUACGCCACGCUCCUCGGCGCCAUCAUAGGAGCUCUCCUGUCGGGAUUGGCCUACGAUCGUUUCGGUCCACGCGUGAUGAUCACCAUCUGCUCAUGCCUCUCCAUCGGCUUCAUCUUCGUCCAGUUCUUCAGCCACACACCCGCCCAACUGUUUGUGGGCGAGCUGGUGAACGGCAGCAUCAUCGCCUUCUACCCGAUCUGCGCCUCCGCGUACGUCAGCGAGGUCACCCCGCUCGUGCUACGCGGGUUCGUCGCGACGAUGACCAACCUUGCCUUCUCGAUCGGCUCGCUCAUUGCCUCGGGGAUCCUCAAGGGCACAGCGGCUAUGGACGCCACGUGGUCGUACAAGAUCCCCAUCGCAGCGCAGUGGGCCCUCCCGACGGUCAUGCUGCUGCUGGUCACCUUCGUCCCCGACCCACCGUACUGGCUCUGCAAGCAAGGCCGGGACGACGCCGCGACCGUGUCGCUGCGUCGGCUGACCACCGCACCUGGGGCCGAGGUCCAUGUGGCUCGCAAACUGGCGCAUAUCCGGGAGACGCUACGGCUGGAGGAAAGCUUCCAGGGCGACCGACCGACGUAUCGGGAGUGUUGCCGGGGGCCGAAUCUCCGCCGGCUGGUGAUCUGCAUGAUGGCGUACAGUAUGCAGGCGUUCACGGGGAAUGUCUUUUUCAUCAACUACGCCGUGCAUUUCAUGGAGGUGGCGGGGCUGGACGCCUCGCAUGCGUUCUCGAUGAACAUUGGUCUGACGGCCAUCGGGCUGGUCGGGACGUGCGUCUCGUGGUUUCUGCUGUCGUACAUCGGCCGCCGGACAAUGUACCUGUUCGGCUGUGCGUCGUUGAUGGUCCUGCAGCUCGCCAUCGGGGCGAUCGAUCUUGCUCCGCGCCGGACGAGUACGACCUGGGCGCAAUGCGGACUUAUGCUCGUCUGCAAUUUCGUCUACGAUCUGACGCUUGGUCCGUUCGGCUACGUGCUGCUGGCGGAAGUCUCGUCGGUGAAACUCCGGGGGCUGACCAUCGCUUUAGCCACCGUCAGUUGCUACGUCUGGUCAAUUGUCUUUGCGGUUGUCAUUCCCUAUGCCAUGAACGAGGAUGAGGGGAAUUGGAAGGGCAAAUUGGGGUUCCUCUUCGCAGGGACGAGCCUGUUGUGUACUAUAUACUGCUUUCUGUGUCUCCCGGAGACUAGAGGGAGGACCUUUGAGGAGCUGGAUAUCCUGUUCGAGAGGAGGGUUCCAAGUCGAAACUUCCCGGGCUACAAAAUCGAAGUUCAAAUACAUUCGGAAUAA
Aspergillus lentulus is the source of this 1575-nucleotide messenger RNA. RefSeq names its product putative MFS alpha-glucoside transporter. Gene Ontology annotation, cellular component: membrane. The record is from RefSeq and is a predicted model, not a curated record. Gene Ontology annotation, biological process: transmembrane transport; carbohydrate transport. NCBI's taxonomy places the organism in Eukaryota, Fungi, Ascomycota, Eurotiomycetes, Eurotiales, Aspergillaceae. Gene Ontology annotation, molecular function: carbohydrate:proton symporter activity.